This is a messenger RNA of Ascochyta rabiei, 1077 nucleotides long. RefSeq lists its product as uncharacterized. Lineage: Eukaryota; Fungi; Ascomycota; Dothideomycetes; Pleosporales; Didymellaceae. Bases 1 to 1077 code for a protein of 358 amino acids. The transcript has a single exon. The record is from RefSeq and is a predicted model, not a curated record.
AUGAUGGGUCCGCAACAGGGCCGGCACAGCCGCGAUGCACACGUUGAGGCAAUCGACCUGACUUUCUCAUCACCUGAGCCGGAGACCAUGCCCGCAUCACAUGUGAACAAUAAUCUGCGACAACAACAACCACCUACUGCAAGAUUCAAGCAAGAGCCGGGAGCUUCGUACAGGAGUGCGCACAAGGACCACAUCCAAUGGCAAGAUUCCACCCGAAACGGCAAUAAUCCGCAGCAGCAGCCUCGUCAAAUCAACCCGCAUCAUGUUAAGCAGAUCGUUGAUACUAGUAGCCCUCGUGCAUUACGGCACAUUGUUUUGCAGCUGUGCAAAACGUCCCCAGCGCUCUCCGGGGCGCUUGUGCGGGGUCUCGCGCCUCACUCAGCGUAUGCCCAGGGCUUGAUCCGUGGGCAACAGGCCAGGUCACAGGCACAAACGUCACACACAACCAAGAUUGAACACAAGUCCAGCGGACAAGAUGCAUACAAACGUAUGAAGAGUCGCCUUGGGUCUGGCACCAGCACGCAAAUUUCGGCCUCACGGCCCCAUAAUGAUCGCUCGCCUGCUUUUCGCGAGAAUCGAGACGGUCUACGCAUGCCCAGCUCACAAACUACCCCAAGGAUAAAGCGUGAAUAUCAAGCUAGUCCUACAGACUCAGACGACAGCACUAACAUUAUCGAUUUCCCCGAGGCCAAACGCGAAAACGAGUCUCGCAACCCAACUGCUGAUGGUAAUAGCUCCAGACAUUUCUCGACCUCCCGUCACAAUACCGAAAGGCUAGCCGUUCGUCAACGUCCUGCACACAACCACACACCUGAUGUGAAACCUAAGCUAUGCUUGCAGUGUGGCGAAAUGAUCAAAGAGGGGGAGACUAAUUGCUACUACCAUCCUGGCCACGAGCUCCCCACUGGUGCUGACGACAUCCCCCAGCACUCGUGCUGCGGAAAGUUCUCGGGCGAGCCUGGUUGCACGUCUGGUCGACAUGUCAGCGAAAGGACCGGGACGACCACCAAUUCAAAACGACCAUCGCCGUCUCCUUACGGCGGCACACAGUGGUUGAAGAAGCCUAGGGUUUUGUAG